Messenger RNA from Linum trigynum, 5324 nucleotides. The record is from the annotation of a GenBank genome assembly. Lineage: Eukaryota; Viridiplantae; Streptophyta; Magnoliopsida; Malpighiales; Linaceae.
AUACCUUGAUGUAUUGCAUUGUUAUCUGGCAUCCUGAAGGACUUGUUAAGUAAAUACUUAAAUCUGAUAAAGUAUUCAUGAGGAUGGAUGAAACUACUAAGUGGAGAGAGACUACUUUGGCAUCCUAAAGUCAGUUCCCUUGUGGAUCUCUUUGCUGAAAGCUGGAUCCAUGGAGUAAGAAUCUGCUGGCAAAUAGGUCGUGGUUUUUGCUAAGUUCCCCAUUCGGGUAUUCAAAGUAUUUUCUGUGCCAAGUCACUAUUAUGCCCAUUGAGCACCAUUCCACAAGGUUGGUGUUUAAUCUGUUAAAUUUAUUGAGAAUCUUGCUGCAUCUUUUUUUUUCCAUUUGCUGGACUAUUGAGGUGUCUGUCUUCCUAAUGUGAAUUCAAUGCCAAAUAGGCCAUUCAUGCUUGUUAUGGAAAUGUUACUAUUUGAUGACAAUUUGUUGUUUUGGAAUUUUGUGGCAAGUUCUCAUCAGCUUAGAUCUUGGAUUUCGGUAGAACAGUUAUUGAUGACUACCUUCUUCCAUUAUCAAGAAGAGCGACUCCAUUCAAUAUCAGUAGCUUGUCUUGUCCCAUGUUCUAUUCUUUCUCUCUUAUGAAGCUAAAUGUAGAGUAAAAUGCUGCGCCGAGUCCCCAUUUGUGUACUGUUUGACAUAGACCAUUUCUUUGAUUGCGAUUUUUGACCUAUGUCACAAACAAUAUCUACUGAUGAUACAUUUUUCUUGAUUCAGUGAGGAACAUGGAAUUUUCGAGGAUAUACCAGUGACCAGUCUAAGUCGUGCUAGAUUUGAACGAGCUGGUGCAUGAAAUUUUUAAGCUACAGAUGCAUACAAGUGCCAGUUACUCCUCAACAUAAUAAAUGGUAACACAAGUAAGUUAUCUCCCUUCAGAUGAAUCCUUCAAAGUUUUAUUUAUUCUGGGAAAUUUCUUGUGGCAAGAUUUCAUUUGUCACCAUAUCCUGUUCUGUUGUGCAGACGACCAGCUUGUAGAUGCCCACCUUCACCAUGCAAAGAUUACUACUACAGCUGUUUAUUGGUUCGUCUGUCUGUCAUCUUUCCUUGUAGUUUCUGCAAACUCCCUAUCCUUUUUCUGCUGUGUGCUCUACCCAAAUUACAGAGUAACUUGUUUUUAUCUUGUGUAGGUAACUCACCAUCUCCCAAGUCUUGCGAGCAUUAUGCCUGUGCUGAGGAUGUCAACAAGCAGCCACUGCUUGAAUACAACGAACAGUGAGCAGUGGUUCCAUCACAAUGGCUGAAUUGCCUGUACCCCUCUUCCACCUCCGUGUGCUUCAUCCCAUCCUGUCAAUUCAACUUCAAUGUACUUCGAUGCCCUGUCCUCCCCGUCAAUUCCCCUCGCCACAACCUCAACAAUUUGCUCCACAUGUUCCCUCGUUGGCUUGUUAAACAGCAAGACCUCAUUGAUUCGUUGUGAUAUCUCGGCCCGAAGAUGCCAUUCAGAAAUAUGCGAAAUCCUGUGCUUCCAGUUCCUGCCGCGAAACAUUGGAGUAAAUUCCUGCCGCGAAACAUUUCAAGGAAGGAUAUGGCCGACGUUGUGGUGGGAAUAUUCGUGAGACGGCGUGGUGGCAUUGGAGGUCAUGAUGACGAUUGCUUGUCGAAAACUGACUUCCUGCCCGUCCACGCCGGCGGCGAGAUUCCCGCCGUCGACGAUUUGCAGAAUCGCGUCGGCGAUGUCGGGUAGGGCUUUCUCGACGUGACGGAGCAGGACGACGGAGGCUGGCCUGCGGCGGAUUGUUUCGGUCAGUCGGGAGGUGAAGAGUUCUCGUGGGUAAUCGGCCGCCCGGUCGAUUCUAAUCAGCCAAUCUGCCGACCCGAGGAACUCGAUUGCUAAUGCUCUGGCUAGCAGUGAUUUCCCAACUCCGGUUGGGCCGUGAAAGAAGAAGCUGGCGAAUGGCUUGUUUGGGUCUUCGAGAGCUGUACUGGCGCGGCGGAGUGCAAGGGUGAGUGCCUUGACAGCUUCGUGUUGCGGCCAAAGACAUGGGCUUUUAGCCUCUGAUCCAAGUCCAGAAGAUUAUCUUUCUCAAGCUUCACCUUCAACAUGAUCUUCUCUGGGUACUGGUUUGUUCUGUCUGGGAUUUAAGUGAUGAUUUUGGGUUGGAUUCCCUUCUCUUUGUGUCGUUCUUUAUAAAGUGUAGCAGAACAGAAGAGAGGAGAGGAGAGGAGAGAUUGCCCGAUUUUCAAUUUCCAAACGGUUGGAGGGAGUUCCCGGAGGCGGCCAUCAUCAGAAACAGCUCCAGCAUCAAAAGGAGCAAACCAUAUUGAUUGGCCUGGCUUGGCUAUGCAUCCACAGCUUCAGCUAGCUACUGGCUAGCUUAUCAUCAGGAAUCAGGAUAGCUGGUUAGUUUAUCUUGUCAUUUUCUGCUGCUGUGCUCUGCUUUCGCAGCAAGCUGCAUGCGGGACUUUUGAUUAAUCAAAGUGGGAGGAGUAGGGGUGUUCGUUUAUCCCGUAAUAUUUUCAGCUUCCGGGUUAAAAUAAAAUGCACGUUAUACCACUAAAUUUGAGAAUUGGGGAAGAGAAAAACUUUAGGGAGAAAAACUUUAGGGAGGGGUGAAGAAAAACAGGAAGAAGAUGAACGUUAAAAGUCCACUAACCACUUUAUCUAAUAAACUAAAGUGGAAAGCAAACUUAAAAUUCACUCACACUUUCCUUCUUCCACCAAUGUGGUAUUUCUUUUAACUCUUUUGACUACUCUAAUACAUGCGUUGAGUGCAAAUUAAUGAAAUAUUCCUCUGUCUUCUAAGUUGUGUGAAAUCUCUUAGUCUAGUGGUUGCUGCAAUGGUCAUGUCUCCCAACCACACUUAUGGGUCCUUAACUAGCUAGGUAUCUAGAGCAUUAGAUUUAGGGGUCGUUUGGAAGUUGUGAUUGUUGAAUACAUAUAUUAUGUACAAUACAAUGUUUGGAAGUGUCAAAGUAUAAAACAAUGCAUGCAUUGUUUUAAAUAGGUCCCACCAACAAUCACAAAAAAUGAUGCAUUAUACAAUCUCAACUAAAAGUUGAGAUUGUUGUGAUUGUUGGUUUUAGAUUUGUGUCAACCUUUUCUUUUCAUUUAUAUCCUUAAUAGUUUUUGUCUUAUUCUAAAAGUUGAGGGUAAAUGUGACAUUUCCCCAUAAAAUAAUUUUAUGUAAAUCAAUGCAUAAAAUAGAAUCUCAACAACCAAACAAUGUAUUGUUAAAAUACAUCUAUUGUAUCAAUACAUGCAUUAAUAUUAUGGUGAUUCAUUACAAUACAACGAUUUAACAUUCGCAAUUUACCCCUUAGACUCUCAAUUGGGAUUCAUUCCUAUGAAAGUGAAACUUCGACUCAAUAGUCUCAUAACCCAAUUCUCACACUACUUUAUGUAUGUUAUAAUAUUGGCCUACGGGGAUGGUCACCUCGACUGAAGUCAAUAACAAAGCAAUGGUCACUUUUACUGAAUCAAUAAUUUGACAUUGAUUCAACAUCAAAUGGAACAAAUAUAUAGGUUUGCAAUCACUCUUAUAUACAAACCAUAAACAAUUUACAAGCUAUGAGAAAGGUUAUACAGAUGAGGAGAAGAGCAAUAAUCUAUAUCUAGAUACUUCUUCUCCUUCUUGCUUUAACCACCCUUCUUGAAUUUUGGAAAGUUUUGACCACCCUUCUCUUUGUCAAAAGGAGAUAAUAUCCGGACUAGAACAAGCCAUAAGUUAAUAACCUAUUAUUCACCUCAUCAAAGGAGUAGUUUAACUCUUGCAAUUGCAUAUCAAUAAUAAAAGUAAAGUAAUUAAACCUGAUAACAAUGUAAGAUUAGUCGAUAUAAGAAUUGUGGGAAGUUGGGGAUUUAGUUUUUUUGGGGUUUUAAUGAACAAACUUGUGGAAAUUAGGGUUCAAUGAGCUUUAUUUUAGAUUAUUAUUACAAUAUGUUUUAAACAUAACAACAAUUGGUAUGUUGUGUAAUGAAUGAUAUUUUAUUUAAGGGCUAAUAUAUUUAUAUGACCCGAACUUUUCACAUAUUAAACAUCCUGACCAUUUUUUUCGAUCUAUAACUUUACGGCCUCGUCUAUGCAUCAAAGUUACGAAAUUGUCCAAACUCGAGAUUUGACCGUUAUCUUGGAUGGUCAAACAAGUUGACUAACAGUUAACACGCCACGUCACUGCCAAGCCAGCACAGACAACUAGAAAAUUUUGUUUUUCCACAUAUUAUCAUUUAUCUUUUUCUAUUUUGAAUAAAAGAAGAAAAAAAAGGAAAAGAAAUUAAAAAAAAACAAUUUUUGUAAGUGGUUUGUGCUGACUUGGCAGUGACGUGGCGCGUUGACCGUCCAAGAUAACAGUCAAAUCUAAGAUUUGGCCAAUAUCAUAACUUUAAUGCAUAGUUGAGGCCACGAAGUUAUAGAUCAAAAAUAUUGGCCAGGAUAUUUAAUAUGUGAAAAGUUCGGACCAUACAAAUAUAUCAAUCAUUUAUUUAAUAAUUAUAGUGUCAUGGAUUUGAAUUACAAAAUUUAUUAUUUUUUCCCUUCGAAUUCAAAUUAUUAUUAGGAGAUCGCCAAAUUUAGAAGUGUCACAUGAAAUCGAUAACGAAUUAUGAAUCCGUCCCUGCCCCAAACUCAAACUAGUACCGAUAAAUUAUUUAUCCCCCCCCCCCCCCCCCCCAAAAAAAAAUUUAGAGGUAUCUCUGGCCUGUGUCCUCUCCUGGCCAGAACUAUGUUGGAUUCAAGUAUAAACGUUUGAAUGUUAAUGUUACAUGUUAAAAUAUGAUUUUUCAUUUUUUAAAAUGUUGUAUUUUUAUAUAAAUAGAAAAUUGUCUUCAAAUAUGUUAGUAUUUUUAAAUGUUGUAUUUUCCUACUUCCAUAUAUAUUUUGCUAAAAUCAAAUUGAACUACUUGUAACUUGUAAUACUAAUCGUAUUAUAUCACUUGCAAUUUGCAAAACCAGCUUAGACCGGUAUGACAAACUUGAAAAAGAGUAACUAGAUUAGGACCCGCCCGUUGGCCGGAUGAAUUUCAUUAAUAGUAUAAAUAAUCAUAGAAUUUUAUAAAGCAAGACAUGUUUUAUUUCAUACCUUAAAAAUUUUAAAUAAUUUAUUUACUGAAAAUAUCUUACUCAUUAAAAUUUUAACAUAACAACCCGAUUUAUUGACUAAAGUCCUUACUAAAUGUAUAGAACAAUGUGAUGGAAGGAAAUUGACUCCUAAAAUUUUAGUUAUACCACACAUUUGCUCCUCACCGUAAGAGUUAUUGCAAAUUUCAUUUUAGAUUUUCUGUGAUUGCUCUUUCUCUACCCCAUUAAGCAUCACCUUCUCCACCAAAUAAAAUAUGUUUGUCUUCCUAGUUCUUUAAUGAAAAACUUUAUCUUCA